AUGUGUCGCACGCACGCUCCCGGGAAGGGCGUGUCCCAGUCGGCGCUGCCGUAUCGCUGCAGCGUCCCGACCUGGCAGAAGCUCACGUCCGACGACGUGAAGGAGCAGAUCUACAAGCUGGCCGAGAAGGGCCUGACGCCGUCCCAGAUCGGUGUCAUCCUGAGAGACUCCCAUGGGGUCGCCCAAGUGCGCUUUGUGACGGGCAAUAAAAUCCUCAGAAUCCUUAAGUCUAAAGGACUUGCCCCUGAUCUUCCUGAGGAUCUCCACCAUCUAAUUAAGAAAGCUGUUGCUGUCCAGAAGCAUCUUGAGAGGAACAGGAAGGAUAAGGAUGCUAAAUUCCAUCUGAUUCUCAUUGAGAGUCGUAUUCACCGUUUGACCCGCUACUACAAGACCAAACAAGUCCUCCCCCUCAAUUGGAAAUAUGAAUCAUCAACAGCCUCUGCUUUGGUCACAUAA
Molecule: messenger RNA, 456 nt
Organism: Sorex araneus (European shrew)
Lineage: Eukaryota; Metazoa; Chordata; Mammalia; Eulipotyphla; Soricidae
Product: 40S ribosomal protein S13-like
Exons: 1
Coding region: 1-456 (151 amino acids)
Biological process (GO): translation
Cellular component (GO): ribosome; cytosolic small ribosomal subunit; nucleolus
Molecular function (GO): small ribosomal subunit rRNA binding; structural constituent of ribosome
Source: RefSeq, a predicted model, not a curated record